AUGAUAUCAAAAAUUAUAUUAUUGAUUUUGAUCUUCAAAUGUUCUCUACCCGAUUCCGUAGAGACUUCUAAUGAUCUUCUGGACCAUGAAGGACAUCGUGUGAAUUUUUUGAAGUUUUGCAAAGUUGUAGCUCCAAAACUCAAAUCAAUUAUGUUAGAAGAUUCAUCUUUCGUUCAGAAAAAACGCGAUUUUUUCAAACUUGUGUUAGAACCUCUUGUGCCAACCAAAAAGAAAUCAAUAAUCAGUUUAGUUAAUCAAUUGAUUUAUGUUUAUGGAAGAAUUCCGGAAAAUGUGAGUGAUAAAUAUGAAUGGGUGGAUUGAAAAUUAAUUUGUUUCAGUUCCAAACCUUGGCUGUCAAAAUUUAUGAAAAGUAUGUCGAGGGGAAGUUCAAGUUUGAUGAAGAUACUUUUGAGAAAAUUGUGAGUUAUAUUUUUUUGUGAAAUUAUUUUCAACUUACAAUUUUGAAUCAGAAAUGUUUCAUAUUUUGUUUACAAUAUUUUUUUCAGGUUGCAAGUUUUAAUAAACAAUAUGAACGCGGGAAUAUGAUGAAAAUGUGGAACUCAAAAAAUGAUUUUGAUCGAACAAUUCCAGCUUUUCGUGAAAUAUUCUACGUUGAUUAUGAAGACUUCAAUGAAAGUUCUGAAGUAGAGAAGAACAUAAUCGCAAUUCUAAAAUAUAUUUUCGGUGAAACUCCAGCAGAAAACUUCCAUCAAGAACUAUAA
Molecule: messenger RNA, 722 nt
Organism: Caenorhabditis angaria
Lineage: Eukaryota; Metazoa; Nematoda; Chromadorea; Rhabditida; Rhabditidae
Source: the annotation of a GenBank genome assembly